AUGGCUGCCUGCAGCACCAUCAACCGAGAGCUUAAGAAAGCACCCGGAAUCUGGCUCAAAUCAGCACAGAACAGCAUAGGGAAAGCAGAAAGACGUCAGCUCAUGGCAGCUUUCCAGAAGAUUCUCUAUGCAAAGGAGGAGCACAAACUGGAGACAGCCAUUGCAGAGCUUCAGUCCUUGCCUCAUAUGCCCUAUGUUCAGAGAGUAAACACGUUUCUUUUGCGCCAAUGUGACCCGGAGCUGACAGUUGGAGACCGCACAGAGUUUGGCCAGCUUGCCCUCGGAAAGCGUUGUCCAGCAGCAGGCUUUUUCAUGCCUUUGACUGCACAUGCCCUCACCUUGGCACCCUCAUCUGUGUGCGAAGCAGGACCAUCGACUUCGCACAAAGACGUAGGGCAGGAGACGCAGACAAUCUCCACAGCGCCAGAGGUGCAAGGAGAGAUGGCUGACUUGGGCCAAAUACAUCUGGACCACAAAAAAGAGUGUGCUGCAUUCAAUGAAGCAUACCAGCGCGCCCAUGGACUUGGUGAAUGCGUUCCUCAGUAUGCUGCUGUUAUCAAGUCCAUAACAGAAGACCUGUUAAAGUUGAACACCAGCAGCGCUGUGUUUGCAUGCAUGUUGAGGCAAAAGGCCAUGGGAAGGGCUAUCAGGCAUGGUAAAAAAAUUAAGGCACAACCAACAAGCUUGGCAAGGCGCCGACCUGGCCUACCGAGAGGUUCGGGACGCAUUCCUGCCGGCCGACCAACAGCUGGAAAAAGGAAAACAAAACGUGGACAUGUGCUCAGCCAAAGUGUGCGGGAUGAGGGACUCGCUCCGAGACAGCCGAGGUGA
Dermacentor albipictus is the source of this 831-nucleotide messenger RNA. The record is from RefSeq and is a predicted model, not a curated record. Lineage: Eukaryota; Metazoa; Arthropoda; Arachnida; Ixodida; Ixodidae.